CCAUUUUUGUAUGAUCCAUUUUUUUAAGAUGGACUUGACGUGAGUCAGACCCACCGAAAAUCAUGACUAGAGUAAUGACAAUGAUCCAUUGUUCCUCUUCACAACAGAAUGAUUUUCAAAACAUUACGUAAUUCAUUAAAUCGUCGGGGAAAUAGAAUUAUGUGUCGCGUCUCGCGAUAGUUACGAUCCAGUGAGGAAUUAGUCACUGAGUGAACAGCAUCUUCAGCUCUAUGUCAGGGCUAAUGAGUGCUCAAGGUCCUGGAAAAAAAUGUAUUAAUCCAUCGCGAUUAGAAUUUAAAUGAAAAUGUGAAAAAAAAAAUUGUGAAAGCCAUUGAGUCGCUUCCCUAUUGCUCAAGAAAGCAUAUCGAUAUUAAACUUUUACUGUCGUCGAGGUCACAGAGCUCUUGGUGCUCAUAUGAGAAUUAAAACAACAUUCAUUCGCUAUCAACGAACGUCGGAGUAAAGCUUGCUCAAUAUGUAUACCACUAAGAAAUCGAGAACAAUUAGAAUAUUCGUCGCGUUAGUUUGUCUUUUGACGAUUUCCCUCUGUCUUUAUCUCGUGAUAACGUUUGAAUUGGACGAUGCGAAGGACACGGAUAUCGAAAAACCUCACAUUAUUACUAUCAUCGCGGAUGAUAUGGGGUGGAAUGAUGUGAGUUAUCACGGCUCGAAUGAAAUUCCCACACCGAAUAUCGACGCCCUGGCCUACAACGGGGUAAUUCUCCGAAAUCAUUACGUCUUACCGAUCUGCACUCCCUCCAGGACAUCUUUCUUCACAGGUCGCUACGCCAUCAGGGCAGGUAUGCAGGGCUUUCCCUUGAGAGCAGGUGAGCCCCGGGGUAUUCCACUGGGAACAAAAUUACUGCCUGAAUACCUGAAGAAUCUUGGAUACUCGACACGACUCGUUGGUAAAUGGCAUCUGGGCUAUCAGAGUGACGAUUUUACACCAGCAAGAAGAGGAUUUGACACGUUCUUCGGAUAUUACGCUGGUUACAUCACAUACUACAAUCACACAAUUACCCAGAGCGGGCAAACUGGUCAUGAUUUUCACCGUGACGAUUCCAUGGGGUUGAAAGCAGAUUGGUCCAGGCAGAAUGAAUACGCAACAGAUGUUUUCGCGGAUGAAGCGGUUCGGAUAAUCGAGGAGCACGAUGGACGUCGUCCCCUGUACCUUCAGCUAUCCCAUCUUGCUCCACAUGCCAGUGACGGUGAUGAAACCCUGGAAACCCGCAAUUUCACUGCUGUCAAUGAAACAUUUCAUUACAUACGAGACAUCAAAAGGCGCAAAUACGCAGGAAUGGUGACUGCACUAGACGAUUCCGUCGGUCGCGUCAUGCGAGCUCUCAGCAAUAAUAAUUUAUUAAAAAAUUCAAUCGUCAUGCUCUUCGCUGAUAAUGGCGCCCCGACAUUGGGAAUCCACGAGAAUCGAGGAUCGAAUUAUCCCUUCCGUGGGCAAAAGCAGUCGUUCUACGAAGGUGGUGUGCACGGUGUUGCAUGCGUGUACUCACCACUCAUAAAAAAUCCAGGGAGAAUUGUUAACGACCUUGUACAUGUUACCGAUUGGCUGCCAACUCUGUACAAUGCAGCUGGUGGUGAUGUCAAUGACCUCGGUGUCAUUGACGGUAUCAAUCAGUGGCCUACAAUAAAACUAGGGCAAUUUGGUAAUCGGCAAUCAUUGCUCGUGAAUAUCGAUGAGACUAUCGAUCGAGAGGCAGCUAUCAUCGGUGAUUUUAAACUUCUCAAAAAAGGUGCAAUGAUACCGAUUUACGACAGUCAUCUGGGGAGUCAUAUCGAUGAUGGAGAUCCUUCGGUUCCUCCGUACAACAUAACAGCAAUCAUGUCCUCACCAGCUAGUCUAGCCAUCUUCAGGACCAUGGGGAAUUAUGCAAGACCCAAAAAAAUACUCCACCUUCGACAGGAGAGUAAAAUUACCUGUGCGCCAUUCACCGAAAUCGCCAACUGCUCUGAAAUUUGUUUAUUUAAUCUCAAUACCGAUCCCUGCGAGACAAGGGAUAUAUCCAGUGAUCAUCCCGAGAUGGUGGAAUUGCUGGAGGAAUUUAUCGGUAAAUAUCGGGAGCACCUGAUGAAUCAGACGAAUGCACCAGUGGAUCCAAGAUCAUAUCCGAUUUAUCACAAUGGCAGCUGGAUGCCCUGGAUGACAAAAAAUCAGGACAUGAGGUUCACCACCUCGGCGAGGAUGUUGCCUGAUUUUGGAGAAUUCUUUGAUUUAUAGCACUACCUCAGUGACGAAAAUAAAAUUUAUGAAUGAUGUAUAAGAUUGAAAAAAAGUAAACUCUCGUUUCCACCAA
This is a messenger RNA of Fopius arisanus, 2309 nucleotides long. Its product is annotated as arylsulfatase B-like. The coding region runs from base 476 to 2233 and encodes 585 amino acids. The record is from RefSeq and is a predicted model, not a curated record. NCBI's taxonomy places the organism in Eukaryota, Metazoa, Arthropoda, Insecta, Hymenoptera, Braconidae. The transcript has 8 exons.